UCGCCCGCCAGUCCGCGAGCCAGCCGUGUCUAGCGCGACGUCAUCGCCACACGACCCCCCUCCCCUGUACCACGAGAACAUGCCGCUGACGUCCCGCGGCCAGCGGGCGCGCCCUCCGCGCAGGGGCGCCACGUGACGUCGCCUCCCUCGGGGAGGAGGAAGGGAGGGAGGAGGGAAGGAACGUUUCCGUAAAACCGCAGCAGGCCCGGGAGUUUUUCUCUCCCCGGCCCAAGGCAGGGCGCGCGGUUGAAGAAGAGCAAGGGGAGGAGGAGGGGAGGGGGAGAGAGAGGAAGGAAGUGGGAGGGGCGGUCGUCGGGACGCUACCCGCCAACGUGCAGGCGGGACGUCGUCGUCCCGAAGUCCUUUUCCACGCGAGAUGUGCGCGGCGGCGUCCGAGUGCGGUGCGAGUAGGGCGGCGGCGGCGGCGGCGGCGGCGGCUCUGGCGGCGGUGCUGCUGGCGAGCUGCUGGUGCCCGCCGGCAUGCGGCGCGACCUUCGUCGGGGACAACGUGCAAAACUACCUGAUGAACUUCGGCUACCUGCCGCAGUCCGACCUGGAGACGGGAAAUCUGCGGACGGAGGAUCAGCUGCGAAACGCCAUCAAGGAUCUCCAAGCGUUCGCGAGCCUGAACGCGACGGGAGAGCUGGACGAGGCGACGAAGAAGCUGCUGUCCACCCCCCGCUGCGGCCUGCCAGACAUCGCGCCCAGCCCCUACCGCAGCAAGCGCUUCACCCUGCAGGGCCAGAAGUGGCACCACACCGACCUCACCUGGAGCCUGCGCACGCAGACCUUCCGCGCGCUGGAGCCGGGCUACGUGCGCGCCGAGCUGGACCGGGCGCUCAGCGUCUGGUCGCAGCACUCCAAGCUCACCUUCCGCGAGGUGAACAGCGACCGCGCCGACAUCCUCGUCUACUUCCAGAGGGGCUACCACGGCGACGGCUACCCCUUCGACGGGCCGGGGCAGAUCCUGGCGCACGCCUUCUUCCCGGGCACGGGCCGCGGCGGGGACGCGCACUUCGACGAGGAGGAGAACUGGCUGCUGCACGACCAGGAGGAGGAAGGGACCAACCUGUUCGCCGUCGCGGCACACGAGUUUGGCCACUCGCUGGGGCUGUCGCACUCGUCGGUGCAGGGUGCCCUCAUGUACCCGUGGUACCAGGGCCUGAAGCCCACCUUCCAGCUGCCAGAGGACGACCGCUACGGCAUCCAGCAACUUUACGGAGCUAAAGAAGAAAAACUCUGGGAUGAUAUACAGCCGUACCACCCGAACCAACCACCACAGUACCCAACUCGGCCUACGCAGCCUCCACAGUACCCAACGCAGCCUCCACAGUACCCAAAUCAGCCACCACAGUAUCCAAACCAGCCUCCCAGUUACCCAAACCAGCCUCCACAGUAUCCAAACAGACCCCCUCAGACUAACCCCGGCCAGCAUCCACAGUAUCCAAACCAGCCUCCACAGUAUCCAAACCAGCCUCCACAGUACCCGAGAAAGCCACCACAUCAACCCACAACCCCACCACACAAACCACACUACCCGAGCAAGCCACGGUACCCUGUCAAGCCAGAGUACCCACACCAUCCUACUAACCCCACCCGACAUCCAAACCAGCCUCCUCAGGACCCAACUCAGGAUGAAGACGCUCCUCGAGACCCGGAACCUCCUCCUAGGAAGCCGGUCAAGCCAAACACCUGCGACACAAGUUACGAUGCCAUUUCUAUUAUUCGUCAAGAAGUGUUCAUAUUCAAAGACAGAUACCUAUGGCGCAUCGGAGAUAAAGGACUGCAAGCUGGUUAUCCAGUGGAAAUCAAGAGGAUAUGGAAAAUACCAGAAAACUACACUCACAUAGACGCAGUAUAUGAAAGACUUGAUAAAAAAAUUGUUUUCUUCAUAGGUAAGAAGUAUUAUCUUUUCGAAGGAGCAACCCUGCAGCCUGGAUAUCCAAAGCUGAUCUCUCGUCUCGGGUUGCCAGACUCACUUGAAAAAGUAGAUGCGGCAAUGGUUUGGGGACACAAUUCCAAGACGUAUUUCUACAGUGGUACUAUGUACUGGAGAUUCGACGAAGACGUGGGCAAGGUGGAGCUGGACUACCCCAGGGACAUGUCCAUGUGGCGGGGCGUGGACUGCGACGUUGACGCAGUGUUCCAGUGGAAGGAUGGCAAAACAUACUUCUUCAAAGGGAAGAACUUCUGGAAGUUCAACGACCUGCGCAUGCGGGUGGAGAACCCGGUGCCCCAGCCCUCCGCACCCUUCUGGAUGGGCUGCCCACGCCGGCUGGAAACGCCCGAGGCGUCCGACCGCCCGCUCGUGGCCGCGGAGGGACCCCCCGUAGCAGGGGGCUCCGCCCCGCAGGUUCACGGGAUCGGCGGUCUCGCUGCCCUGGCGGUCGCCUCAGUGCUCCUGAGGCUGUGCACGUGAGGGCGACGGCCUCUCCAACAUGACGGCUCGCAAGUCCAGAUCCUCGCUGACACCUCACUGCGAACAUUGUGCGUGUCCGCACGCAUGGCGCGGAUGGGGGCCGCAUUCGUGCCAUGCGCGUAAGAACAACCUCCUUGCCGGCUGCACUAACUGUACGCGGGACAUCACGUGGACGAACAAAUUCUGCGCGAACUAUGCUCUGGGUUUCAAAUACACUUUUGUUAAUACACUGAUUCCAGUCAUAUUUAUUGAGUGCGUAUUUUUAAGUAUUUGUUGAAAUUUUUACAUGAAUUGGUGACUAGCGUUAAUCGAGACUUGUUAUGGGAAAUGGAAAUUUUUAAAUGUUAAAAAAAAAAAAAAGAAGACAGAAAUAAUUUGUUUAUCUUAAUGUACAGUGCCUGAAAAUCUCACACAGCAAGAAACCUGUAGCAAGGAACAAAAAAUUCCUUCAAGCUUCUCUUUUAGAACUUAAGUUAAAAUGAAUGACGAAAUUAUGAAGGUAUUGCAAUGUUAUAUUACUUGAAACAACAAGUUGCCUGAAACACUACAGUAACCAGUGGCUUAUGUAUAAGUGGUACCAUUGUUGUUAUUAAAUUGUAACGUGUUUGUUGCUCUAAAGCUGCAUCCACACUGGAGUAACUAUGUCACUCGAUAUGUCAACACUUGGUGUAGAUGCCAGCUUGUGUGUCCCAGGGUCUCAUAUGACAUGUUUUACUGUUCUUCAUCCGGUGUCUGUAUUAUCUAUCACAAGGACGCAGCACAUAAUUUUUUUUUAUUUUUCACUAUAUUACUGUUGCAUAUUCUUUUGUAAUUUUUUUGUGAAUGUACAGUAGACUCCUGAUUAUCCGGGGUAAUGACUGGCAAGAGGUCCAUGAAUAACCAAAAAACACGGAUAAAGCAAUUACGAAACAAAACUGUUUAGUUAAAAAAUUUUCACCCCGACUAUCUAGACGAACACUGUAUAAGGAUGUACAUAAUUCAUACAUGUAUUCAUAGAAGUACAUCUCGAUUCACAACAAACAUUAUUAAAAUACCCUGAUACAUAUCCAUGAACAAAAUAGGUACUAAAGUGUUAAGACAUAAUUUACAGAAAAAGUUGCAGUACAUGUUACUUAAACAUCGCCGUAUUUAACAUUGCGGCACAGUAACCAAGCAGUAAUAAAAUUCCUUCAAUUAUGUUUGCUUCUAGGAUUAUAUUUUUCUUACGAAUAUUGGAAAGAAUUCUCUGUAAAACCAUCACUAUCUAAAGAUUACGACAAAAAACAACAUGCACUAUGUGACUACUGCCCGAAAACUAUGCAGGCCAGUUAUCACUCGUGAGUCACAAAGCAGCCACCCCGUGCCGGCGCCAAAUUGAGUGCGGUGCAAACGGCAUAUAGAACACAAGCGCGCAUGGAUUAUAGGGGUGUUUAUAAUUUACUCUAGCAGUUUCGAAGUUGUUGAUGCAUACUAACAUUUACCAACUAUGUAUGACUAUGUUUGGCAGCAUAUUUUGUCUUGAAUCACAGCAUAAAAUGUUCUGUUGCAUCAAUGGAUAACAAAAAAAUAAAUAAAGUCAAAAAUUAUAUUGCAAUUUAUGAUUUAUGGAAGUAAAAUACGGCACGGUUAACCCGCGAUCUGGAUAAUCGGGAGUCUACUGUAUUUUACUUUAAAAAGUAUACCAUUUUAUUGACAGUAAAGUUAAUUACUAUAAUAGUGAAAUCAUUUUUUAAUAAUUACUUUAGGACUCAGCCUCACCUAUCAUGUUAAAAUCUCCUUUGCCUAUUCUUAAUUUGUUAUAAUUUAAAAAUAUUUCUACAAAAGUUAAAUUGUGUGCAUUUUCUAGAUAGGAAAAAAUAAAAAAUAAAAAUCUGUUGAAUGACCAUGAUGAAAUCAUGCAAACAAAAUGUGUUAAUAAUGAAUUCCUACUUUACUUUAUAAAAAUAGCAGAUAGCAUGCAUGUAGAUAUAGUGACAAAACAUAACAUGCAAUGCUUAUUUAUUCAAAGGAAUUGUCCUCAAACAAAACUAAUAAGAUGGAAAUGCAAAUAUGCCAAUGUUAUGGGUUAAGCUGAGCCUUAUUUUGUUGAAGUAAAAAGCUUACUUUUUAUUAUUUUUAAAUACGUCUGCAAAAAGAACAUGCAAUAAAAAAGUGUAAAUUUCCACAAUUUCUUACAUUCAUUUUCUUUGUAAUUGAAAGUAAGAUUUUAUUUGUUAAGUAUCAAUUUUUAGUUUGUUAGGUUCAUUGCAUCAUUUAAAAAAGUACCACUGCCAAGCUAAUUAUUCUAUUGACUGACGUGUGUUGUGUUCUAACAAGUACAGUGCAUGUCUUAAGUAUGCAGAUAAAAUGUAAAUGUACCAAAGUUCUCAUUUUAUAUUCUAGAUCAAAGAAUAACACAAAAUUGCAUUGAAGUUACAGUUUGUAAUUUCCCAGGGAGCAAUAAAGAGCAACCAAUGAUUAGGUUUUAGUAAAAAAAAAUUAUCUUUUGAGUGCACUGAAAGCUGUCCAUAUAAGUUUCAAAAAAAAUAUUUUUAUAAAUAGCUGGUAUUUCCAACUUAUUUAAAAAGAUAUUUUUAUAUCAGUUAUUAAUUUUAUAUAAAAAAUUGUAUUAAUGUAAACCAGAGAUAAAAAUGUUUGAAAAUUUAUGAACACUGCAUACGUCCUAUAAAAACUAUUUUUAAAAAUAUUAUUUUCCCAACACAACUUACUGUGAUUGCAUUGCUUUUCUUGAUGUAGCAACAUGAUUAGUAGACCAGUGAGUGCUUUAGAAUAAAUCGUUCUUAAUUUAAAGUAUUACUUGAUAGAGUAUGAUGUAAAUGUACAGUGUUGAUACAUAUAAACAUUAAACUGUAACAAUUAACAGCACACACUGCAAAAUAUUAGAGGAUUUACUGAAAAUUGUACAUUCAAUUCUCCCAAUAGAAUAUAUUUUUUCCCAAUACGUUAAAAUUAAAAAAAUGUGUUAAGAGUGAACCAAUGUAAUAUUUUAUACCACCAAUUAAAGUGCUUUACUUGUUUGUACACUGAAGUGGAACUAUGCAUUUAGUUAGUGCUUUCCUAAGUGUAUUGCGUCGAGAGAUGUGCAGGUAUUGGUGACACAUUAGAAUGCUUUCAUCUCUUGUUCGUCCAGUCAGUUGUAAAUAAAUGUUUUGAAGUGCAUCAGAAUCCUAGGGUUGUGCGACUGAUAAUUUUUUUAUAAACAAAUAAAAAAAUUAAAUACAA
This is a messenger RNA of Bacillus rossius redtenbacheri, 5620 nucleotides long. It is a transcript of the gene Mmp2, whose product is annotated as matrix metalloproteinase-2. Gene Ontology annotation, molecular function: zinc ion binding; metalloendopeptidase activity. The transcript is spliced from 11 exons. Gene Ontology annotation, biological process: proteolysis; collagen catabolic process; extracellular matrix organization. The record is from RefSeq and is a predicted model, not a curated record. Gene Ontology annotation, cellular component: extracellular matrix. NCBI's taxonomy places the organism in Eukaryota, Metazoa, Arthropoda, Insecta, Phasmatodea, Bacillidae. Bases 377 to 2419 code for a protein of 680 amino acids.